UGUGAGGUCGAGGUGUUCGAUCACAAACAAGCUUUUAUCUUUGGUUAGCAUUUUCUCAUAUAUUAUUAGCCACUUGCAAUUUAAUAAUUGCCUUGUAUGACCUAGAUGAUAGGAAUUUGUUUCCUUUAUAGGGUUAAACUUAAUUGUAGGAUGAAGAUAUAAGACUAAACUAAACUUAAUUAUAAAUAAAAGUUCAUUAUACAAUUUAAAAGAAAAAUAACAAAAAAAAGAAGUUAAAAAACAUCAUGGCUAAGUUUGCUUCCAUCAUCACCCUCCUCUUCGCUGCUCUUGUUUUCUUCGCUGCUUUUGAAGCACCGAUGAUGGUGGAAGGACAACAACCAAAGUACUGCAGGAAGCAGAGUAAGACAUGGUCAGGUUUAUGUACAAAGAGUGGUUCGUGCAAGAAACAGUGCAUCCGCGUCGAGAAAGCAGCUCAUGGUUCUUGCAAUUAUAUCUUUCCAAUUCACAAGUGUAUCUGUUACUACCUUUGUUAAUAAAACUUUAAUUUUCA
This is a messenger RNA of Brassica napus (rape), 511 nucleotides long. Its product is annotated as defensin-like protein 3. The transcript is spliced from 2 exons. Lineage: Eukaryota; Viridiplantae; Streptophyta; Magnoliopsida; Brassicales; Brassicaceae. The record is from RefSeq and is a predicted model, not a curated record. Bases 246 to 494 code for a protein of 82 amino acids. Gene Ontology annotation, biological process: defense response.